AUGGGGAACUGCUUAAAGGCUCAAGCAGCUGAUGACAUGUCACUGCUUCCUGGUGCGGAUGUGGGAAGGCUGUCAGCAUCUUCUGAUCAACUUGGGAUUCCUCCCUCAUAUGCACCUGAGGUAAAUUCAGUGGACCGUGCCACCGUGUUUUACCCGUCGCCGAACGUGGUGCGGACAGCCGCCCAGCUGACCGAGGAGGAGCAGGUCAAGAUCGCCAAGCGGAUGGGCCUGAUCCAGCACCUGCCGUCGGGCACGUACGACGGAGCCGCGCGGAAAAACAAGGAGUGCGUCAUCUGCAUGAUCGAGUUCUCGGUGGGCGAGCGGGUGCGCUACCUGCCCUGCCUGCACACUUACCACACAGAGUGCAUCGACGACUGGCUGAUGCGUAGCUUCAUCUGCCCCAGCUGCAUGGAGCCCGUCGACGCCGCCCUGCUCACCAGCUACGAGACCAGCUAGGCGAGCGUCGGCCGCGCCGGGGCCGGGUGGUACGCGCGCUCGUGCGGCCCGGCGGGGGACGCGGGGU
This is a messenger RNA of Pollicipes pollicipes, 523 nucleotides long. RefSeq names its product RING finger protein 11-like. The transcript has 3 exons. Gene Ontology annotation, biological process: ubiquitin-dependent protein catabolic process. Gene Ontology annotation, molecular function: ubiquitin protein ligase activity. The record is from RefSeq and is a predicted model, not a curated record. Lineage: Eukaryota; Metazoa; Arthropoda; Thecostraca; Pollicipedomorpha; Pollicipedidae. Gene Ontology annotation, cellular component: ubiquitin ligase complex. Bases 1 to 456 code for a protein of 151 amino acids.